AUGGCGGAAAGCCUUGAGCAAGCCCUUGCAAAAAUACGUCCUCACACUUCCUCGACUCUUCCUCACCAGAAAACACCGGCGACCCUCCUGCGCGCCCUUGAGGCUACUUUCCGCGAACAGAAGACCGAGCCGACCCCUACCGCAUAUUUUGCUGCACUUGUAACCACGCUUGAUGGUGCUUUGCAGGCAGCACCCACCUCAGGUCCUCCUCUAGGCGACGGCGACAUCCUGCCCGCAGUGCUCUAUCUCCUCGCCUUGAUUGCACCUCAUGUUCCCCAUCCUGUUGUGCAAUCACACCUGAAUACAGUGAUCAGUCUCACAUCACCGCUCUUUCCUGCCUUACUUCCUCAUGCUCCUCCGCUGAGGUCCCAACUCGGCCUUUAUAGCGCCAUACUCCAGUCUCUGGAGAAGCAACAGCUGGAUGCUCAGGGUCUCCGGCAGUCUUUCUCGUCCAUUCUUCAGCUCACCCUUGAUCCACGGCCAAAAGUUCGAAAGAAGGCUGCAGAGCUUGUCAGGGAUGUCUUGGCCAAACCACCUUUGCCCCUACUGCGGCAUCCUUACGCACCACGCGUUGCCGACUGGGUUAACGCUGCUCUUGUGGAGGUUAACGGAGACGGCAUGUACAAAUUCAAGGGCAAAAAGGCAGAUACCGAAGGAUCCGACACUGCCAUCCACCUAUUGGCUUUUUUGCGUCCGGUCCUGCCUUAUCUCCCACCCACAUCCCUUCCUUCAAUUGCGUCUUCCCUCCUUCUUUUUCCACGUCUUGGUAACCCAUACUUGUCACAAUCUGCAUAUUCCAUCCUCGCUGAGCUCCUCGCCGCCUCCGUGGACGAUCCCUCGAGUGACAUCCAGGCGCAGCUCCCCGAAGUCUUAAACGCUAUUUUGCAGACAUCACCGGGCAAGGCAGAUGUAACCCUAGCCCCAGCAUGGGCGAAUGUCCUCGGAAAUGCCAUGUUAGCUCUGCAUACCACCGACGCCGAGGCUUGUGCCGAAGAGCUCAACAAGGUCUGGAAGAUGCUCUGGCCGUACUUGGAAUCAACGGAGAGUUCUAUCAGAAAGACGACAGCGCAGUCGCUAGAGAUGCUCACUCAGUGCUUCACACCUGCUCUCAUCGCCUCUGCUAUCAAAGAGAAGGACAGGACCGAGCACAAAAGUGUGAUCGGUAAAAUAAUAUCGCAGAUCACGAAGGCCUUCGACUCGUUGGCCUUUGCUCGCUCCAUCCCAGAUCUGCUCUCUGUUGUAUCAUCCUUGAUAACCAACCUACGGCAUCGCAGCGGGCCCCGCACGUCGCCGACUGCUGCCGAGUCGCUCCUACUGUCUCUCGUUAUGAAAGUAGGUGAUCUACGGAUACAGAAGAGCUUCGAGUACAAGGAAGCGGCCGAUGCGGUGCUCAGUACCGCGAUGCGGGUGCUUGGCCCUGAGGUAGUGCUUCGCGCUCUGCCGCUCAAUCUGGAACCCGAUGAUCGUCAGGCCGGGCGCGAGCCUCGCGCUUUCCUAUUACCCCUGCUCGCUCAGCCGCACCCGUCGCCGCUUGGGCAUUUCGUCUCGUACUUCGUCCCUCUCACCGAGCGUAUGUUCGACCUUCAGCAGAAGGCCGACAUGGAAGGCCGACAGUCGGAGGCCAAAGUCUGGAGCGUGCUCAUGGAGCAGAUUUGGGCAGGGCUUCCGGGAUACUGCUGGGGCACGGUUGACCUAAAACAGGCUCUGAAUCCCGAGUUCUCGCAACUUAUUUCGCAGCUGCUGUACAACCAGACUGAGCUACGCCCUGCUGUGCUCCGCGCGCUGAAGGUAAUGGUGGACUCUAAUGUCGCUCUGGCCUCCGGCGAGACUGCCAAGCUGCCCGAGAUUGUGCGAGCUGGCGCAAUCACGGCUGAGGAAGCCGCUGGUAAUGUGGAGUUCCUGCGCUCACAAGCGGAGAGCUGGUUGGCGGUGCUAUUCAACGUGUUCAGCAGUGUGGGGCGGGAUAGUCAGGGGAUGGUGGGUGACGUUGUUAGCGCGUGGGCCGCUAUUGCUGGUGAACAGGAAAUCACGAAGGCUUAUGUCAAGCUCGUCGAGCUAUUCAAGCAGAAUCUCAGCAAGCUUUCUGCACAAAAAGCCUCGUAUGGCGCGAAGAAUGCUGAGAACAUCACUGCCGUCACGCAAGAUCUGCUUAUCCUCGUUCUCCCGCACCUGUCAUCUGUGGAUGCGACCGGGUUGUUCGACCUUUGUCUCUCUAGCGAGGUGUUGGAGAGCAAAGACAACGGCGUGCAGAAACGCGGGUACAAGAUUCUUGCGAAGCUGGUGGAGGGACAGAAAGCGACCGUCGAUGCUGAGGUCGUAUUGCAGCGUCUGGAGAAGAACGCCGACGGUCUAGCUGCUGCUGCGAAGAAGGACCGCUUCCACUUGCUCACUCGCCUUGUACCGCUGAUUCCUUCGACGCGCUUGCAUCUCCUGCUAUCAAUCAUACCAGAAGCUGUCCUUGGUACGAAAGAGCCAUCAGAAAAAGCCAGAAAUGUUGCGUUCGAUCUCAUUGUUACGAUGGGCAAAAAGAUGGCGGAGGGUGGCGUCGUCAAGCGUACUCUUGUCGAUGGGAUGGACCAAGACAACACGCCGGAGGCCACGGCUAGUGUGGAGGAAUACAUGACAAUGGUUGCUGGUGGACUUGCCGGCGCUACCCCUCAUAUGAUCAGUGCGACGGUGACCGCCAUCUCGCGAUUAUUGUUCGAAUUCAGGGAUUCCAUAUCGUCGCAGAUGCAGUCGGAUAUCUUCACUACCAUGCUCGUUUUUGUGUCCUCAGCGAAUCGUGAGAUCGUGAAGUCCGUCCUUGGUUUCAUCAAACUCGCAAUCCACACUAUGCAUGUCGACCUUCUACGUCCACACCUGAAGGAUCUCGUGCCGGCGCUCCUGAGAUGGUCUCAUGAUCACAAGAACCACUUCAAGGCCAAAGUACGACACAUCUUCGAGCGUAUGUUACGACGCUUCGGUUGGGAGGACGUGUAUUCCCACGGUGGUGAGGAAGAAGCGCGGAAGGUGCUUGUUAACAUCAAGAAACGCAAAGACAGGGCAAAAAGGAAGAAGGCUACGACUGCGGAGAAUGAAGAAGAGGAGGAGCCAGCCGCAAAGCCCGCGACCGGCGGUGAUGCCUUCGAGGACGUGCUGUACGGCAGCGAAAGCGAGCUUGACGACAGCGACGACGAGGUCGCUGCAGAUCGCAAUCCUCGCAAGGGUAAGGCCAAAGGCAACGAUGGUGGUGCUCGGCUACGACUUGACGACGACGAACCGAUGGAUCUUCUUCAGGGGGCUGCAUCGCGUGUUACGAACGCAAAUGCAGGCAAACGUCGGAAGCCUGGGCAGGAUGCGGCGCGGUUCAAAACAGAUGAAGACACAGGCAAGAUGGUUAUAGACAAGGAUGAUUCUGACGCGGAUGGUGGAGAAGCCGUUGCUGAUGAUGCCUACCGGGAAAGCAUCACAUCCGCUGAUGGUUUCAAGCGCGGACAGAACGGACGCAUCAAGUUCAACAAGGAUACUAAGAAGCGAAGACGAGAGAACGAGGCUGAUGAGGAUGUUGAAAUGGCGGACGCGGAUGCUAUAUCACCUGGGAAGAAGAGCAAACGGAAGAUAGAGCCGAAAUUGGGACACGAGUUUAGGGCGAAGGCUACAGGAGGCGAUAUCAAAAAGGGCGGCGUGGAGCCGUAUGCAUACCUGUCACUUGCUCAAGCUGCAAAACGACACGGGCGUGGUUCCAAAGUCGGUAUUGCCGGCAAACGCUGA
Postia placenta MAD-698-R-SB12 is the source of this 3750-nucleotide messenger RNA. RefSeq lists its product as hypothetical. Bases 1 to 3750 code for a protein of 1249 amino acids. NCBI's taxonomy places the organism in Eukaryota, Fungi, Basidiomycota, Agaricomycetes, Polyporales, Adustoporiaceae. The transcript is spliced from 11 exons. The record is from RefSeq and is a predicted model, not a curated record.